Messenger RNA from Actinia tenebrosa (Australian red waratah sea anemone), 716 nucleotides. RefSeq names its product matrix metalloproteinase-9. Gene Ontology annotation, molecular function: heparin binding. NCBI's taxonomy places the organism in Eukaryota, Metazoa, Cnidaria, Anthozoa, Actiniaria, Actiniidae. The record is from RefSeq and is a predicted model, not a curated record. Gene Ontology annotation, cellular component: cell surface.
AAGGUAUUGCCUACUCUCGCCGCCACUUCAGUUCCGUUGAUCCAGGUUGCAAAAAGGAAGGUUUUCUUACCUACUAUACUUGGCACUACACUGAUUCGUCAUGUUUAAAAGGAAUCUUCUUGCGAUUUUUACUCUGCAAAUUGUGCUCGUGAAUCUCUAUGGUUUCGCGUCUGGUGUAAAGACAGAUAAAGGAGAGAACUGUGUCUUUCCGUUCACGUACCAGGGUGUGGUAUACAAUGCCUGUACUACCAAGAAUCAUAAUCGUCCCUGGUGUUCUACGACAGCCGUAUACAGUGGGAAGUGGGGAAACUGGAGAGGACUGUGUCUUUCCGUUUACUUACCAGGGUGUGGUGUACAGGGGCUGUACUACCAAGAAUCAUAAUCGUCCCUGGUGUUYUACGACAGCCGUAUACAGUGGGAAGUGGGGAAACUGUGCCACUGGAGGCUACAAAGCGGUUGGUUGUUUCAAAGACACAAUCAGUGAUCGAGCUUUGCCUGUUCAUAUCGGUAACUUUGAUCCUGAACGUCUCGUACAGAAGUGUUACGAGGCGGCCAAGGCCAAAGGCUAUAAAGUUUUUGGCACUCAGUAUAAAGUUGAAUGCUGGUCAGGACCCAACGGUAAAGAGACUUACAACAAAAACGGAAAUGCCGAUACCUGUGUUGACGGCAUCGGAAGAGUGCUUUCCAACUUCGUCUAUGAAAUCUAUUGUGGUUGA